Molecule: messenger RNA, 1930 nt
Organism: Impatiens glandulifera
Lineage: Eukaryota; Viridiplantae; Streptophyta; Magnoliopsida; Ericales; Balsaminaceae
Product: heat shock 70 kDa protein 8
Exons: 2
Coding region: 163-1863 (566 amino acids)
Biological process (GO): protein refolding; cellular response to unfolded protein
Cellular component (GO): cytoplasm
Molecular function (GO): misfolded protein binding; heat shock protein binding; ATP-dependent protein folding chaperone
Source: RefSeq, a predicted model, not a curated record
AAUCGUGGCCUCUCUAGGAAGGUCUAGAACAUUAGCGGCCAUUUACAGUCAUCACUAUAUUUGUUCGUUCCUCAUCUUCCAUUUUCAUUCAGAGAACUCUUGAGCGGUGUUUCGGUGCCUUAUCAUCUUACUAUUUCAAACCCUAAAUCUCUUCCCGCCGGAAUGGAUGAUGAAGAAUCAGCAUAUACAGUCGCAUCCGACAGCGAUACCACCGGAGAAGAAAAACCAACAAAUCCUUUCCCAGAAAUCGCGAUCGGAAUCGACAUAGGUACUUCCAAAUGCAGUAUGGCCAUUUGGAAUGGAACCCAAGUACAACUCAUCACAAACGCGAGAAAUCAGACCGCGAUGCAAUCGUACGUUACGUUCAAAGACGACGUGCCUGCAACCGGAGUAACCAAUCAACCUGCUCACGAACAAGAACUCUUAACAGGCUCCGCCGUAUUCAAUGUCAAGCGCUUAAUUGGUCGAGUAGACACCGACCCAAUCAUCCACGCCAGCAAGAAUCUCCCAUUUCUAGUUCAAACCCUCGAUAUCGGCGUUCGUCCCUUCAUCGCAGCCUUAGUCAAUAACAAAGUCUGGCGAUCGACCACCCCAGAAGAAGUUCUCGCCAUUUACUUGGUUGAAUUAAGAGCUCUAGCCGAAACUCAACUAAAACGACCCAUAAGAACCGUAGUAAUAACAGUCCCAGUCUCCUUCAGCCGUUUCCAGCUCACCAGAAUUGAACGUGUUAGCGCCAUGGCCGGUCUCCACGUCCUAAGACUCAUCCCCGAACCAACCGCAAUAGCUCUACUCUACGCCCAACAUCAACAGAAGAAUCUGAACGAAAAUACAAGCAGUGGAAACGAGAAAGUGGCGGUUAUAUUCAAUAUGGGCGCAGGUUAUUGCGACGUGGCGGUAACCAUAACCGCAGGAGGAAUCUCGCAUAUAAAAGCCCUUGCCGGAAUCCCCACAGGAGGUGAAGACAUAGUACUCAACCUCAUUCGUUAUAUCUCAAGCCAUGGCGGUAACGGUUUGCUAAGAGUGGCGUCGCUUAACGCGAUACACGACCUCUCGUUUCGAACGACCACGGAGAUAAACGUCGAUUUAGGAAACGGGGUCAAGAUUUCGAAGGUUAUUAGCCGGGACGAAUUCGAGGAAGUUAACCGAGACGUAUUUUCUAAAUGCGAGGCGGUUGUGAAAAAGUGUUUGUACGAUGCGAAAUUACAAGUUGAGGAUAUAAACGAUUUGAUCAUGGUCGGAGGAUGUUCGAACAUUCCUAUGAUAAGGAAAAUCGUGAUGGGGAUAUGUAAGAAGGAAGAACUUUACACGGGUAUCAUAAAUCCAUUGGAGGCUGCAGUUAUUGGCGCGGCGUUGGAAGGGGCGGUUGCGUCGGGGAUUAGCGACCCUUUUGGGAGUUUAGAUCUGUUGACAAUUCAAGCUACCCCGAUGAGCAUUGGCAUUCGAGCAGACGGUAAGAAAUUCAUUCCGAUUAUACGCAGAAACACGACGAUGCCUGCACGGAGGGAGAUGGUUUUCACGACAGUGAAUGAUAACCAAACGGAAGCCCUGAUCGUGGUUUAUGAAGGGGAUGAAGAGUUGUUGGAUAAGAACCAUUUGUUGGGGUAUUUUAAGGUGGUGGGAAUACCUUCUGCUCCUAAAGGUGUUCCUGAAGUUGAGGUUUGUUUGGAUAUUGAUUCCUCGAAUGUUUUAAGGGUUUUUGCUGGGGUUAUGGAAAUAGGGACUAGACAAAGGGCUGGUGCGGUUAUGGAAGUAAGGAUGCCUAAUGUUGAUGAUGGCCAUGGAUGGUGUUCUCAAGCUCUUAACACAAGUUAUGGAACUUGUUUGGACUUGAUUACAGUUCAGCAGAAAAUGGUACAACCUUAAACCAACCUUGUAUGGGUGUGAGUUGAUGAAUCUUGUUUUUCAAAUAAAAUCUUGUUGUUUCAUUUCA